GAGCAGCCGCAGGGGCGCAGGCGCCGGCCGCGCCGCUGCCGCGGAGGCGUGGCGGGGGCCUCCGCUUCGACGCCGCCGCCCUGGACGCACUGAAGGAGAACGUCAGGAGACUAAAGGGCAAGGUCGGCAAGGAGGAGGCUUACGCCGAAGAAUGCCAGCGUCUCCGCAAGAUGCAGCAGCGGGAUUACCGAUGGAGCCAAGAGUUUGUCCAUAGAUUCUACCCGGCGCUGAUUAGAUUCGCGGCCAAGAAGAUAAAGGGGAAGUUCGAGGCCGACGGGUACAAAGUGCACACCGAGGUCGAUAGAAUGGCGGAGCAGCUGUUAGAUCGCUCCAUCGAGUUCCCUCCUUCGCCACAGUGGGUGACCGAUGUGCUGAAGAUCCUCUGGCCAGUGUUCGCACACGCACUGGAAGAAUUGACGAAGGAUUACUUCCAGCGGAUAAUACCAAUGAUUAAAUCGAAGCUCCCGAGAUUUCUGCAAGGCAUUACUGUGGAUCCUUGCGAGGUUGGUAUGAAGGCAAUCGAAUGUGAAUCGGUAGAGGUGUCAGCGCCAGGUGGAUUCGGAAAUUGGAUCGACCUCAAGAUCAAUGCCACGUGGCAAGGUGAGACGAACAUAUCAAUUAAUCUCGGUGCUGCUACGCUAGGGGUCCAAGACCUAUCUUUGAAUGCAGCAUUCUUCAUGAGCUUCCGUGGUCUGUUGCCACGGCCGCCAUUCUUUUCUGGUUUUUCAAUGUUUUUCAAUGAGCCCUUGGAUAUCAAGAUGAAGUGGAAAGGCAUGAUCCACUCGUUCGGGUCAUCCGAGCUCCUGGAGGACAUCAUAAAGAAAGUUAUACGUGAGCAAUUGGCUAAGAUCAUCGUGUUACCUGCGCGCUUUCCCAUCGAGCUCAAGUGCUCAGAGGGCGAAGCUUUCGAGCUCGCGCGCCCGAAGCCCAGAGGCCUGCUGAAGGUCACGGUCCUUGAGGCUGAGGGGUUGCAGGGCACUGAUUGGCAGUUGAGCACAAUGUGGACAGGAGAGCGCACCACUGAUCCGUAUGUGGUCGUCGCCAUGGGCUCCGACGUGUGGAAGUCUGCUACCAUUCAGGCGAAUGUGAACCCUGUGUGGGAGGAGGACAACACCCAUAUCUUCGUCAUCGACAUGCCUUCUCAGCAGCUGUUCGACUUCCACGUCUACGACGACGGCUGGGUCCAGCGGGCGCGGCAGAAGGUGGCGGCCGACGCCGAGGCGGACGAGAUCGCGAGGGCGCUGCGGAUCAGCGUGUUUAGCCUGCUGGGCCUUGGCUCGUGGACCAACCUGGAGCAGUCGGAUCUCCUCGACAAGGAGAUCGACGUGGACAGAGAGUUGAACCUCGAUUCCUGGUGGCACGACAAGCUGAGAGCAGGCCUGGGCGCGCGAUGGAAGACGAACAGGGCGAAGGAGAGCCAGAGACGGCAGUCCCAAGCCAGCUCUGACGACGACAGCCCGGAGAUGUCGCCGGUGGAAGAGGAGACCAAUUUCAGCGCAGUCAGGUUUCGCAGAGUGGCCGGCACAGGCUCGCGCCUGCAGCGCCACGAGGCCAGGGAGGAGCGCGAGGCAGCGCGGCUGAGGGCCGCCCGUGCCCGCCUGCGGGUGCGGCUGCAGUGGCGGCCCAUAGACUUCGGGGACCCACAGCCGCUGAGGCUGCCCCAAGCGAGUUUGACGCAGGGCGCCUCCCCGGCCAGCCUGGCCACGGGCUCGCCGGCCACGGCCACGGGCGCGAUCCAGAUGAACGGCGUGGACGGCACCGGCGCGGCGGCGGGCGCGGCGCUGCCCCCGUAUUCCCCGCAUGCGUCCGACGCGGUGUCGCCGAGGCCUCCCUGGCCGGCUGCGCGAGAGGAUAGCGACUUCGACGACAGCUCUUCCGAGGACGAGGAUUUGUGGCCCACGUACGUCCUGCGGGUCGGCAUCGGUCGCUUGGAGCAGGUGCAGUUCCACCCGCAGACGGAGGAGGGCAAGAGGUUUUACGCUGAGGUCAGCGCGUCGCCCGUCUUGGACUCGAAUUGCCAGAAGACCCGGGAAAUGGUGAUGGGCCAAAGCAAGUUCAUGACGAAAAAGGGCCGGGCCAGGAACGACCAGGUUCAUAAGCGGUCAGGCAUCAGGGACGAGGAGGAGAAGCUCCGCGACAAGGUCGGAAGGCUGAUGUACAGCGGGGUCCCCAAGCACAUCAUUGCAGACGUGUUGGACGUCGAGAUGGAGGCUAUCAAUUGGGAAGAUGUCUCGACGCCUGUGAGCGACUGGGACGUCAAGAUUACUCAGGCCUUCUUGUUUCUUGUAACGGACCCUGCAAAGGUGGAGGCUCGGAUCGAGCUCUUCUCCGAGAUGCCCAGGCAGAAACCGAUAUCGCUGGGCACGAACACGUUCUCCAUCUCGGGGGGCUGA
Prorocentrum cordatum is the source of this 2393-nucleotide messenger RNA. The record is from the annotation of a GenBank genome assembly. Lineage: Eukaryota; Dinophyceae; Prorocentrales; Prorocentraceae.